AUGAAGUCGUCACGCAUCGAUGUUGCUAUUCGUUUUCAGACACGACUGCUCGGUCCCGCCUCAUAUGCUGAAGCGGCAUUUUUCUCGCUCGUUGAGUUUGCGUGUAACAACACAAAUCAUGGUGCUGUAGACUCCACUUCAUUUUCUAGCUAUCACAAGGAGCUUUGA
This is a messenger RNA of Plasmopara halstedii, 168 nucleotides long. RefSeq lists its product as uncharacterized. The record is from RefSeq and is a predicted model, not a curated record. The coding region runs from base 1 to 168 and encodes 55 amino acids. Lineage: Eukaryota; Oomycota; Peronosporomycetes; Peronosporales; Peronosporaceae. The transcript has 2 exons.